CCUGUUGAAGUUUCUUUGGAUCCGCAAGGUGUAACGCAGGUGUAUUCAUUUCGGUUGCAAUUGUAUUGUUUUCGCAGCAAACGAAAAAUCAAACCGGGCACGAGGAUAAGGGAAAACAAACACCCAGUGAAUUGCGCAGACGAUUGUGAUUUAGUGGUUGCGGAACGUGAGCCAGUACAACAAUAAUAUGGAAGCUGGAGAGGAAGAAGAACGUUCGUCAGGGGGCGAAGAAGACGAAGCCGCACAAGGUACUGAGCUGGAACAGCUUCAAUCAGAAGUGACGAAGUUACGUGGGCAGCUGGUUGAGUUGGAACUGGAAAAGGAAGCGUUGAUGAAACAGACACGCAUCAUGGAAGACCGUCAAGUUGCAAACUGGAAAUGGAUUCACGAGGCGACAAAAUUCUCCGGGAUCUCGGUGAAUAAAUGCAGCGACAAAGCGUGUACGUUCCAUUUCCACUCAAUGUAUAAAUCCACAAACUACCAGACAUACGCAAUGACUGUGAAAUUCACCCAGAAAGGUUACGAAGUAGACGAAUGUUUUUUGCCAGAAUCCAUCCAUAUGUCAGAUAUGGAUGAAACCAAACCUCUUGAUCGCCUGGUCUGGGAUAUAUCCAUCUUGGUAGAUAGUUUCGUUAAUCGGCAACAACAGAUCAAGGAGCUCGAGGCUGAAUUCGGAGAUAGCGUUGAUCGGACCAUCACAUUUUCAAAGGAUACGUUAAACGUAUUGGUGCGAGUGAGAGUAUCGGACGAGAACAGCAAAAGCUUCAUUAUUCGCAUUCAACUGAAUUAUCAACCUAAUGAAAUCCUGCCAGAAAAAGUCAUCUUGGAAUUUGAAGAUGGGCAGGCCUAUACGGAAGUGGAUGUCGCUGAUUUUGAAGUGCAUUGUCAUCCUUUUUACCGAUUACCUAUACUCAGCGCUUUCCACGAAGCAUUUUAGAGAAUUAUUUUAAUUAGAAUACAAAUUACGAUUUAUGAA
Daphnia carinata is the source of this 976-nucleotide messenger RNA. RefSeq lists its product as uncharacterized. The record is from RefSeq and is a predicted model, not a curated record. The transcript is spliced from 6 exons. The coding region runs from base 188 to 937 and encodes 249 amino acids. NCBI's taxonomy places the organism in Eukaryota, Metazoa, Arthropoda, Branchiopoda, Diplostraca, Daphniidae.